AUGCCUGGAAGCAAACGCCAAAUAUUUUCUUGUUUUAAUGCAAAACAUGACGAGCCCCAAUAUUAUAAUAAUGAUAAUUAUAAACAAAACAAUCAGAAUACUGCAAAAAAUGGAACAUUUGGGGAACAAAGACACAGCACAAUAACGCAAGCUAUAUCACCAAAGCAGUACCAUCAAUAUCAAAACCAUCAUCAACAAGCAAGUACGUGGCAUCCAAAUAUGCAUCAAAUGGCUUCAAUGAAUAACAUUCAUCAAAUGGCCUUAGUAGAUAAAGAACAAGGAGCUGGUGACUCAGUUGUGCAAGUCAGUACACCACCACUAAAUCAAGAACAAGAACAAAUUGAUGAUACACAUCACACUCUAACACACCAAGUGGAAACGACAACAACCAAUAAACGUAUAUUUAAUGAUAGUAAUGAAUUCAUUACAGUGGAAUCAAAAAAAGCAAAAAAGAAAGCAUGGGUACCAGUAGAGCAGCAUCAGACAACGACAUCAUCUACGGAUUAUCAACAUCCAAAUAAAUACAAUGUACCAAUUGAACAAUUACAAAGAGCAGUGGUCCACAAUCUACCUUGUUUCACAAUUAAAUUUACUCAAACGGAUAAUCUACCAGCUGCAAUGACUGUUGCGGAAGAAUUAUACGAUUACUUUAAGAAAAACCAGAUUCAACUGGUAGAAGAAUUCUCGGUAGUACGGUACAACGGGAUAUUUCUAAGAAUUGUGGUAAAGAACAAAAAAGAUUACUGCCUGCUCUGCAGCGCAAAAAACUGGCCUACCAGAGUAUUAGGCAUUAAUAUUACGUUAAUCAUUCCAAAAUUUGUUCCUGAGCAAUUCUCGCUAGUGGUAAGAUUUGUCGCGAAAGAAUUCUCAGUUGAUCAAGUAACAAAAGAAGUUAAAAGAUCGGCAAGUACAGCUACUAAUUUCCGACAAAUAGUGUACCCAUAUCCAAGGGGAACAAACGAUUUCAGAUUUUCGGUAACAGAUCUUAAAAAAUACAACGGUCUCCUACGACUAGGCCAUAUUGGUAUAGGUAACACUUUACGGAAAAUAACACCUUAUAGACCAUCAAAUAAACUUACAUACUGUACAAAAUGUUGGCAACUCAAUCACACAAGAAAUAAGUGUCAAGAACAAGGACAAAAAUGUAGGAUCUGUUUGGAGGACUACAAUCAACAACAUAACGAGAUUUGCUCUAAGCAAUAUAGAUGUGCUCAAUGCCAUAACGACCACUACUCCUUGGAUAGUGAUUGUCCCGAAAUUCAGCAGCAUCGUCGUGAGUUAAACAACGCAGUGAAAGGAGCAAUUAAAGAUGGUGUAAUUAAAAGGGAACUAGCGCUGCAAAUACGAAACUCAUCUACUCAGUAUUCAGGCUCGAAAAACAAUAACUACAACAACGACUUUCCUCCACUUCCAUCUACAACAACAUCUGUUCCAAAUGUUAGCCACUCACCAUGGACACAUAAUAAACCAGCAGCUAACUCUGUCAAACAAAAUGAUAUAACAAAUGAGCAACUUUUUGAAAAAAUAUGCUCGCGUUUCGAUAGUAAUAUGGAGCAAACAAAUUCACGCCUGACCAUAAUAGAAAAAAAGAUAAAAAGUAACGAAGAAACGAUAAUAUCCAUACACAAGCGCUUAAAUAAUAUGGUUGAAAUUCUUCAACUAUAA
Adineta ricciae is the source of this 1665-nucleotide messenger RNA. Lineage: Eukaryota; Metazoa; Rotifera; Eurotatoria; Adinetida; Adinetidae. The record is from the annotation of a GenBank genome assembly.